Trichomonas vaginalis G3 is the source of this 1020-nucleotide messenger RNA. RefSeq names its product peptidyl-threonine phosphorylation. Lineage: Eukaryota; Parabasalia; Trichomonadida; Trichomonadidae. The record is from RefSeq and is a predicted model, not a curated record. Gene Ontology annotation, biological process: protein phosphorylation. The transcript has a single exon. Gene Ontology annotation, molecular function: ATP binding; protein kinase activity. The coding region runs from base 1 to 1020 and encodes 339 amino acids.
AUGAAUGGGAAUUUGACAAACGUGAUUAAUGAGUGUGCUGCUGAUCGACAAAUACAAAUAUUUGAGUGGAUUUUGAUUAAAGAAAUAGGAAAAGGCUCGAGAUCGAACGUUUUUCUUGCAAAAAAUACAGAAACCAACCAAAUACUUGCUGCAAAGAUAUAUGAUAAAGGCUUACUACUUAGACAAACUCUAGAAAACGUUGAUCCGCCAUAUGUUGCUGUUCAACGAGAAAUUGAAAUUAUGGCUGCAGUUGAUCAUAGAUAUAUAUUAGACGCUAAAGAAGUUAUAGAAGACGAUAUACUAAACGCUAUUAUCAUAUUAAUGUCAUAUGCAGAGCGUGGAACUUUGCAAGAUAUGAUCGAAGCGAAGAAGUUUACAGAAGAUAUGAUACCGAUCUGCUUUUUCGAAAUAGCCGAGAGCUUGCGUUAUUUACACUCGUUGAAUAUCGUUCAUCGCGAUAUUAAGCCAGAAAAUAUUCUCGUUUUUUCGGAUACGGAAUUUGUUUUAUCAGAUUUUUCAGUAUCAACUGCACUAUCAGACGAGAAUCAAAAGUUGGACGAUACAAUGGGUUCCCCUGCCUUUUUAUCUCCAGAAGAAUGCGACCAAGACUCUUUUGCUCCAAAGCCUGCAGACGUUUGGGCGUAUGGAGUUUCGCUAUACUACUCGGUAUUUAAGAAAUUUCCAUUCAAUCUUGACUCUUGCCACGGUCAGAAUGCGGCUAAUACGGCAAUUUCAGUUACUAACCUACUUACAACAGAACUUUUAACAUUCCCUGAAGGAACUGAUGAAAAUUCUGAUGUAGUUCGACUUUUGAAAUCAAUUUUAAAUAAAGAUCCUACAAAAAGGCCAACUUUUGAAGAAAUCAUCAAGGAUAAGUACUUUGAUGUUGCUCUCCCUAUUGAUGAGGUCAACAAAAAGAAAUGGCUUGAUAAAAAGAAAGAAUCUUCAGUCGAUAUAAUAAAUCCUCAAGCAGAAGAAGAGGAAGAAGAGAAAAAGUCGAAUGAUGCUUUUGUUAUAUAG